Molecule: messenger RNA, 3258 nt
Organism: Rhagoletis pomonella (apple maggot)
Lineage: Eukaryota; Metazoa; Arthropoda; Insecta; Diptera; Tephritidae
Exons: 1
Coding region: 1-3258 (1085 amino acids)
Source: RefSeq, a predicted model, not a curated record
AUGUAUAACUUGCGAAGCAUUGAAAGGGAUCAAAGCGAACACCAAGAUUCCGAGGAAAAUGCAGAAGGAGUGCAACAGACCCAGCUAGCCACGAUUGUAGCCAGCCUUAAUGCACUUACAAAUGCAGUCGCACAGCUAAAAACAGUAACUGAGGAAAGCCAGCGGGAUAUUGAGCGCUUGAGGAAUAAUAUUCAGAUUGAUGUGCAACAGGCAUCGCAGCCAAAUCUCAUCGAAGCUACGCAUCAGAGUUCGUCAGUGUCUUAUCCAGAAGGGCCUGUGCAGAGUACCGCAUUAGCAGCCAGCGAAUCAGUCACUAAAUUGUAUGACCUGCCAAUUUUUUCUGGAAAUUCUGACGAAUGGCCCCUUUUCUUGGCAAAUUUUAAGGACACAACACAGGCGUUUCGCUACAGCAAUCGUCAGAAUUUAAUGAGUUUGCAUAAAUGCCUAGUGGGUCGUGCUAAGGAGACUGUAGCUUCAAUGCUAAUAUUUCCGGAAGAUGUUCGAAAUGCCAUAGCCGAAUUAGAAUUUCACUUUGGUCGGCCAGACCUUUUAGUGAGAAGCCAACUCAACAAAAUUCAGCAAUUUCCAAAUAUUGGAGAGAAUAAGGCGGAGCAAAUUAUAUCGUUCUCCACAAAGACGAGGAAUAUAGUCGCGUUUUUAACAUCAGCUAAGUGCGAACAUCAUCUUGCCAAUACGACGCUUUUGGAGCAGCUAGUCACGAAAUUGCCACCCAGCAAGCAAUACGAGUGGACCCGCCACGCAGUCAGUAUCAAGCCAUACGCAACAAUAAAAGAAUUUUCUACCUGGUUAAGCGAUCUUGCAAGAGUAGUGUGUCUCAUUCCGCCGCCAACCGCAACCACGAGAAGCUAUCAGCCUACAUCUCAACAGCAGCCACCACGAUGUAUGAUGCAUGUUCGAAAAGAGCAGCAACCAGAACGCCUUGAAGGUAUCAAGUGUUACGUGUGUGAAGGCGCUCACUCUAUCUUUAAUUGCCAAGCCUUCAAAGACAUGACCAUACGAAAUCGUUGGGAAAAGGUGAAAGCCAUUCAACUUUGCUUUUCGUGCUUACAUAAAGGGCACAAUACAUCGAAUUGCCGUUCAAGAAGAGUUUGUGACGUUGAUGGUUGCCGCCGGUAUCAUCAUCGUAGCCUGCAUGAAAGUUCUAGCUCGACGCAAAAUACAAAUGCUACACGUAGUCGAAUCGAAUCGCAACCCGUGCUCAACUGCAGAGACGCCGAGUGUAGAAAAGGUCAGUUUUUUAAAUACGUUCCAGUUUCACUGUUCGGACCGAAUGGUCGAGCAGAUGUUUUCGCAAUGGUAGACGAAGGUUCUGCCAUAUCAUUGAUCGAAGAUAACGUAGCAAGCCGCUUGGGUCUCAAAAGUAGGAGACAGCCACUAACGCUUCAAUGGUAUGGCCAGAAGUGCACAACCGAGGAGUCAUCGAAAGUGAGCCUUGAGAUAAGAGGCAAAGGUUCGCCAUCAACAUACAGUCUGCGCAACGUAUGCACCCUACGUAGCCUUGAUUUGCCCGCGCAGUCGUUUACAAAAGCCGAUUAUGCCCACUUUGGGUUUUUGCCGAUAGAGGACUACAGCCAAGUCAAGCCGUCGUUGCUGUUGGGCCUUGAUAAUACGUCGUUAAGCGUGCCGUCUACGACUGUACAAGCCAACAGUCAAAGCCCAGUAGCCAUUUGUACCAAACUUGGUUGGAUAGCUUACGGCCCAACCAGUUUGUCGCCACAAACACCAGUCGUACUACAUGUCCGCGAGCGAAAGCGCCCAGCCACACUAAACGAACUCGUCACCGAGUAUUUUGCCGCCGACAACUUUGGAGUAGGUGAGUCGCUCAAGCAGAUUGAGUCUGAGGAGGAUCAGAUGGCCCGCCAGAUGCUGGAAUACAACACUCGCCGCGUGGGUAAGCGUUUUGAGAGCGCACUUUUGUGGAGAAGCAUUCCACCAGCACUUCCUAACAGUUACGACAUGGCCUACAAGCGACUGUUAGGAAUGGAACGUAAAAUGAGAGUCGAUUCCAGUUUUGCCGCCAAGUAUAAGGAGGAAAUCACUAAAUAUCUGCGCAAUGGUUACGCCAGAAAGCUGUCCGACGAAGAAGUAUGUAUAAAAACAGAUUUUAAAUGGUAUUUACCGCAUUUUGCAGUUCAUAACCCGCACAAGCCUGAGAAGAUGAGGAUCGUAUUCGAUGCAGCCGCCCAAGUCUAUGGCGUAGCAUUGAACUCCGCUUUGCUCAAGGGACCUGAGCACGCCAAGCCAUUAUUGAACAUUUUAUUUAAGUUUCGCGAAGGCGCUGUUGCAGUCGCAGCAGAUAUUCGUGAGAUGUUUUCUCAAGUUGUUGUAAAAGAGCGAGAUCAACAUGCCCAAAGAUUCCUAUGGCGUGAUGGAAACAGUGAUCGUCCAGUGGAACACUACGUAAUGCAGUCAAUGGUCUUCGGAGCCAUAUGCUCGCCGUGCAUAGCAGAAUUUGUGAAAAAUAAAAACGCCGAAGAUUUUCGUCAACAGUAUCCUGAAGCCGUUACAGCCAUAGUCGAAGGUCACUAUGUCAACGAUUUUGUCGCUAGUUUUAAAAACGAGCGAGACGCCGAACGCAUUUGCAGGGAGGUCGUGAAUAUUCAUUCGGAAGGGGGGUUCCAACUGCGAUCAUUUGUCUCAAACAUCAAGCAGCUGCAAGAUAGCCUGAAUAAAGAGCCAACAACGUCACAGUCUGUGAACUUAGAAAGCCGUGCGAACUACGAGAAGGUAUUAGGAAUGCGUUGGAACACGGUGACAGAUUCCUUUGAGUUUCAGCUCAAUUUUCACCGGGUUUCUAAAGCCGUAUUAGAAGGAGUUCGUCCACCAACCAAGCGCGAACUUCUCAGCAUACUCAUGUCAGUGUUCGAUCCGUUUGGCAUACUUGCCGACUUUCUACUGUUUGCCAAAAUAUUAGUUCAAGAGGUGUGGAAGAGUUCCAUCGAGUGGGACGAAGUGAUCCCGAAUAGUUUGCAUCACAAAUGGUUUGCCUGGUGGAGUGAGCUCAGACACGUUAGUAAUGUGCAAGUCAGGCAUUGGUAUUCGCCUCAGCUUCAAGCUGCAGUAUCAAUUCAACUACACGUAGUAGUAGACGCCAGUCAAGCAGCAUUUGCCGCCGCUGCUUAUUUUCGUGUCGCCAGCGCCGAAGGUUGUGAUGUCACCUUUGCGGCAGGAAAAACCAGAGGCGCACCGCAGAAGCUGUUACCGGUGCCGAGGCUUGAACUGCAAGCCGCAGUUUAG